Molecule: messenger RNA, 2467 nt
Organism: Cyphomyrmex costatus
Lineage: Eukaryota; Metazoa; Arthropoda; Insecta; Hymenoptera; Formicidae
Product: protein FAM117B
Exons: 9
Coding region: 536-1873 (445 amino acids)
Source: RefSeq, a predicted model, not a curated record
GGACGCUAGCUACCACACUCGCCACGGUGUUGAGCUGCUACGGUGGUAGUGAAUGGAACGCGCGGUGUGCCGCACGUCCUCGCGUAGUACAACGCUCCGAACGCUCCGCGGGCGCCGCGCCACCAAUGGCCAGCGAGUACGGGCGGUCACGUGACGCGCGUGCCGAGCCAGCCAGCAGAACAUUGCAAAUGACAAGACGCGUAGGGCAUUGUCGUCGCGCCGCCGCCGCUGCCGCUGUCGCCGUCGACCUAUCGCUCUCGGAAAUACCUCCGGCCGUAAAUCAUCCCUCGGUGGUAGUGCUUUAGCGCAGGUGGCCUCCACGUCCGGACGUACGUCAGGCGUCCCCGAGGCGAUCCGUAGUCGGUUGCGCGCGCGACUCUCGUCAGGAGCUCCCGCGCCCUGAGAGAGAGAGAAAGAGCGGCCGCCAGCCAAGGAGGAAGCCGCCAGGUGCGCGUCCGGUUUCGGUCCGCGCGCGCGGACCCGCGAUUCGCCACCGUCGCGACGUCGCUGUCGUACCCCGUGUAAGUGAGAGAAGAUGUCGGGCUCGCAGCGUAUGCGAAAAUCCUCGCCAUGCUCGAAGCAGGGCCCGAUGCGCGCCACCCUGCCCGUGAGCUCGCUGAUGAGACAGGGCCGGCAGAGCAGCAGUCUCCGCAAGAGCAACAGCAACAGUCCCACCGUCUCGCCGACGAACGCGGCCGUCUGGCGGGCGCGCAUUUCGCCGGAGACGUCGUCUUCCUCGGGACAGCGGAGCCCCGGAUCCCUGUCCUACAAAGCCAAAUCAAAAACAUUGAGUGGCCGUUGUAGCGAUAGCUUAAGUGGAAACCAGAGCAUUCGACGGACAGCAUCUCUAGAUACUAUCUAUUUGAAAGGACAAUGGCCACGUGACUCCUAUUAUAUGCAUUCCAGUCUUUUGGUAGAUAAAUCUACUCAGACGGAAGAAUGUUCCAAUGAGCCAAGAAAAAUGCAUACUCGUCAUCCUACAGAACAAACUGUCACUGAUGAGAAAUUGGAGAAAAAUUACUUCAGGCAUCGAUUACAACGUACAAAUAAGGAAGGUACUAGCAGUAGAGAGCGAACGGCGGCAUUUGGACUAAUAAUGCCAGGUGGCCCACCACCUGCACUUCCUGGUGAUCAUUCAGUACUUUUGCCCAGUAUUGCUUCACAGACAUCCAUGCACAAUCAAUUUAGCUUGAGUACAAAAGCAAGUCCCAUGAAUAUCCCAGUAAAACCAAUAAGGCCUCCAAUGCGUUCGUCUAUCGAAGGACUCAAUCAAGAAAUAGAAGGACUUGUGCUCAAAAAUACAGCCAAUAACAGUGAUGCAGACCACCCAGUAGAAGACAAGUAUGCACGAUAUCGCGAGCAAAUUACACCCGAAGGACAUCGCGCCCCUCUAGCAGACUUAUUGCGGGCUACUCGGAGUGUCAACACACAAACACCGGCUACUGACCUUCCCUCCAGUUCUUAUUCUUCAGGCCCUCCAUCUAGGAAUUCUGAGUCUCCGCUGAUUCCUGGUGUUAUGGAUGCAUCCCGUCCGCCUAGCGAUCUCUUACAAGGUGGAAGCCGUGGUUCAACACCUGAACAAGAUAGAGAAGGACGUCUCGGCACUUCUCCUCACAUUAACAGGUUCCUUGCGAGGGAACCGCCCGAUGGCUGUGAGAAAGUCAACCUCAAAUUUGUGGAAGAUGCGAGGCGGCCCAUGAUAGAUUUGAGCAAACUAGACUAUUGCCCAAAGCCGUGCGUUCCAGCAUUCCAGUUGAAACCCAGCUUGGGAUCAGCGUUCCUGCCAUUGCAACAGCCGGCCAGUCCGACAAUGGUCGCCAGUGCAUCACCCUCCGCGCAUACAACACCGACCACACCUCCUCCAAAUCCAUAGUCCCACUCUUUACCUUGCGGUGUUACACUUAUAAGCUCGAUUAGUAUAUAUACAUAUAUAUAUUUUUUUUUAACGAUCUUGUGGGUAGAAAGUGAUUUACUUCGAGAUAAAAGCAUAUAACGACAAAGAAAAGUUACCGAACAAAACAAAAAGAACAGCCUGUCCCCAGUGCGCCCCGUGCGAAUAUCGUGCGGACUUGUGAAUUGUGUAAUUAAAAGGAAGUUGCAUCGAUAAAAAAAGAAGUAUUAGAAGACAUUUGAGCUCCGUUCUAAUGAUUGAAACAAUAAUAAAUACGAGGAACAAUAAUUUGUGAUAACUAAAAAAAAAAAACAAAAAGAAAAGAAACGACAAAAAGUUUAGAAAUGAACAUUGUGUUCUACAGGGAAAAAAGACUAAUGAAAUUGUGUAUUCUAAAUUUAGUGCUAAAAUGUGCUAAACGACUUUAGUUUUGUAUACACGAAUAAAUAUUCAAGAUGAGAAAAGGUAUUAAAUUUCAUUGUUGGAAUGAACAAAAUUCUACGGAUACAAAGAAAAGAGCACGUGUUCACAAUAUAUAUAUACAGGGUGUUUGAAAUUAACCGCCAAAUAUUUUAU